UUCUGUGUUGCAUCAUCCUGCGCAACCCACACUCCUCACUUCUAUUCACUUCAUCUUCUUCUUCUCCUUCUCCUUUAUUUUCUGCCUCUAUAACUCUUGCGUCUGCAACAAGCCACACGAGCUCUCUCGCCCUCCUUUCAACACUCCAGUAUUCAAACCCAGCCGCGGUAGAAAACAUCGCCCUCGCCACUACACCACUCCUUUCGCCUAACAAACCAAAACCACCUAGACAGCAUCUCCACAUUCGUCACCACGAUUCCUCGACGCCCAUCCACCAGCCGAGCUGUCCAGCUCCUCUCGAUCUCCGUGUCCAGGUUUACCACUCGCUUAAUCCAUCAGACGCCCAUCUGUUACUUCAAGAUGGCCUGGCGAAGCUCCGGCGCGACAAAUGAGGAACUGGUGGAGAACAUGUGGAAGCGUGGGCUUAUCAAGGACCAAAGGGUCAAGGACGCAUUUCUCAAGGUUGAUCGCGCACACUACGCCCCCGGCGCGCCAUACGAAGACUCGCCCCAAUCCAUAGGUCACAAGGCCACCAUUUCAGCUCCCCAUAUGCAUGCCACCGCCGCCGAAUCCCUUCUUCCACACAUCCUUCCCUCCGACAAGAAGCCCGCGCCGCGGGUGCUCGAUAUUGGCUCUGGGUCGGGUUACCUAACACACCUCCUCGCCGAGCUCGCGGGAGAGAAGGGGCUCGUGGUGGGGCUGGAGCAUAUUCAGGCGCUGCGCGAUCUCGGCGAGAAGAACAUGGGCAAGAGCGCCGAGGGACGGGAACUGCUCGAAAGCGGUCGGGUGAAGUUCCAUAUCGGCGACGGGCGGAAGGGGUGGACCGAGCCACCAAAGGGCUGCGAAGAGGCGGCCGGGACCGGGUGGGAUGCCAUCCACGUCGGCGCCGCUGCGGUGGAGCUUCACCAGGACUUGGUGGAUCAGCUCAGGGCUCCGGGGAGGAUGUUCAUUCCUGUCGAGGACGACAACGGCCACGGCCAGUACGUGUGGGCAGUUGACAAGAAGGAGGAUGGGUCUGUUGUCAAGGAAAGGCUGUUUGGCGUUCGAUAUGUGCCACUGACUGAUGCGCCCAAACCGUAAAUCCACGUUCACGGACGCCGAUGGGUUCGACUGAUGAUUUGCAACGACCUUGUACGAUACCCCCUAAAUAAGACCAGCAAACUGUUCGGUAGCAUGAAGAGGAGAAAUCACGUUCUGCUACGCAUUGUUCUGGCUGCAAUUCUACAAUGACUUGCUUCCAGCAACCUCAACGACUGACAGCAGCCCACACGGGGCUAUGUGGCCACGUACAGGCAGCGCUAUUACUAGCAGUCGCCGUUCACUUA
This is a messenger RNA of Colletotrichum destructivum, 1325 nucleotides long. RefSeq names its product Putative protein-L-isoaspartate(D-aspartate) O-methyltransferase. Gene Ontology annotation, biological process: protein modification process. Gene Ontology annotation, molecular function: protein-L-isoaspartate (D-aspartate) O-methyltransferase activity. Gene Ontology annotation, cellular component: cytoplasm. Bases 361 to 1080 code for a protein of 239 amino acids. The record is from RefSeq and is a predicted model, not a curated record. NCBI's taxonomy places the organism in Eukaryota, Fungi, Ascomycota, Sordariomycetes, Glomerellales, Glomerellaceae. The transcript has 3 exons.